Messenger RNA from Echinostoma caproni, 687 nucleotides. NCBI's taxonomy places the organism in Eukaryota, Metazoa, Platyhelminthes, Trematoda, Plagiorchiida, Echinostomatidae. The record is from the annotation of a GenBank genome assembly.
UCUAAGUCGUUCGUGAAGUUGCCUGCGAAAUGCUUCAUGGACUUCAAACCGGCCGGUGGCCUUUGCCACAUUUUUCUCGCUUGUUUGAAGUUCCGUCACGAGCAUAACUGGAAGAAGAUUGAUCUUUCUUCAUCUUCUCGUUUGGAAAAACACAUUGAAAUGCUGGGGUGUGUAGAGCGCGACCUGAUAUCAUCAAAAUGUUGGGAGAAACCGGUGGUAUUCAUCUCUCCAUCAAUUGAGAAGGCCUUAACUUCUAGAUUGAUGGAGGCUGUAGAGCGAAUGGGUGCUACUGUGGCUAGCUCCCCGGUGGAAGCUACGCAUGUCAUACACCCACCUCCGUCCAACUGGCCUGGAAAUAGCUCUGAGGAUAGUCAGCAUCAACGCUUCCGUGUCAUUUUUCAAGAAGGACGUGGUGUUCUAUUACACUGGUUAUACUCACCAGGGACAUAUACUACUUGGUUCACCGGUCUUCAGAUGGAAUGGCCCUAUGGUGUGGAAUCACCACCGCAUCCUGAGAGUGGCCGCCCGUGGGAUGUCGACGCGCGCUGGCUUUUGUACUCCGAGGAAUAUAAUGAGUGGAUGGUUGAGGAAGAUUUUCUGCUCCCAGCUGGUGGCUUGCGUCCAAGAGCAUCAUAUACUCGUAAGUACUAUCACACAAUUAUGUGUGGGUCGGGGUCCAUAGGUUGA